AUGUGGUCAAACAGAGCUGUGAGCAAUUUACAAAAGACGUAUGACGAAAGCUAUCUGAAGUGCUCAACCGCCGUCUACUACGAAGGCCAAAGCGAUGAAACAGAGGCUAUGCGUUACUGGAGGUCGGCAUUGGAUUUGAUCACGCAAAACACCUCGGGCAAAUCGAGUUACUCGCCCAGAACUGAGACCGAGAGGACCCUAACAGAGAGCCUCAAGACUCUAGAAAUACAAUGCAAAGAAAGAAUUGAUCUGCUAGAGGCAUUGAGGAUCUCGAGGGAAGCCGACUCCGCUCCACGCAGUGCAUCGCCGCGUGAUGCCAGCAGUCACACUGCCCCAGAUACUUUAGAAAAAGGCUGGAUAGGCGGCGGUACCAUCCCUGCAGUGGCAUACCAAGAUCUCUCUCGUCCUACUUUACCACCGCGCCCCUCGAUGAUGUCGCGGACAUCGUCUGAGCUCGCCGUAGUUGGGCGGAACUUGGGCAAUGUCAAUCUUGGCACGGCCGCUUCCUCUUCUAAAACACAGCCACCAUUGCCACCCUAUGCUGCAGCCACGGGCUCAACGAAGAAAGGCUCUAGAUCUCCAAGUCCCGAUAAGCGGACCAUGAGGACAACUCUGCGGUCGAGUAAAGGGAGUAAGCCGAUCAAGAAGGACCGACGUUCUUCUUCGAAAACCGCAGAACCACCUGGCGCAAGUAAAGCAGCAACAUUGGCUUGGUCCAGCAUUGUUGCAAGAGAUAACGUAAGCAGACCGUCACUGCCAGAUACGUCUACUACCCCCUCGAAAACAUCAUACUCGUCUCCAAAUCACUGGGAUAGCCACAGCCGCAGGCUCGUCACCUCUCCGGAUACCAACAGUAUGCAAUCAUCCCAUUUGGAAGCAUCCUCAACGAAGCACAUUGAUGACUAUACUGAUCCUGGUCCCUCGCCUCUUGCUGUCGGUGCGGCAUCUAGCGCACUCAGCUACUUGUCGGCGCAUGAUAGAGUGGAGUCCAGUCCUGGAAAUUCACGACAUGACCGGUCGGCCAAGUCAAAGAACAGCUCAUCCGCCGCCCAAGAUGUGCUUCGCAACCCUGCAUCGUCCCCGGCGGAACUGCCUAGCUCUGGUCGAAGCUCGAGUGAUUUGCCAGGAAGGAGGAAACCAAUCGGUCACGGGACGCCACCCAAUAGUGCUGCGAAACGUACCACUCGUGCAGCCCGUGAAGUGCGAGAAGCCAGCCCCCUCAACUCUUCAGGAUCAUCGGAUGAAGCACCCUCAAGCCAACCCUUGCGUCGUACCAGGAGGAAAAAGCACGAGGAAAACCACAUUCCUGCAGAGUUAGCUCACUCGGGCGAUUCGGGCGACGACAAAGAGGAAAAGAAAUCGAAAAGUGCAUGGGAAAAGAAGAAGCGAGCGAUUCUUAAGAAAUUACCUCCCGGUGUCGACAGUGCUGCUGCCAAAGCCAUAUUCAACGAGAUCGUGGUACAGGGUGAUGAAGUGCAUUGGAGCGACGUGGCCGGACUGGACGUUGCCAAGAAUGCUCUACGCGAAGCUGUCGUGUAUCCAUUUCUGCGACCUGAUCUCUUCAUGGGCCUCCGCGAGCCAGCCAGGGGCAUGCUUCUGUUUGGACCACCAGGGACGGGCAAGACAAUGCUCGCCAGGGCUGUGGCAACCGAGUCCAAAUCAACCUUCUUUUCUAUUUCCGCUAGUAGCUUGACAAGCAAAUAUCUGGGUGAGUCGGAAAAGCUAGUCCGGGCUCUCUUUUCUCUCGCAAAAGCCAUGGCGCCGAGUAUCAUCUUUGUCGAUGAGAUCGAUUCGUUGCUCUCGCAACGAUCAGGUUCAGGGGAGCACGAAGCAACUCGAAGGAUCAAGACAGAGUUCCUCAUACAGUGGAGCGACCUGCAGAGGGCUGCAGCAGGCCGGGAAAGUCCUGGAGGGAGUAGGGACGUGCCUGGCGAUGCUAAUCGAGUCUUGGUCCUUGCGGCAACGAACUUGCCCUGGGCCAUUGACGAGGCAGCAAGACGCAGAUUCGUGCGGCGACAAUACAUACCCCUACCGGAGCCCGAGACGAGAGCAACCCAAUUAAGGACGCUGCUCGGUCAGCAAAAUCAUAGUCUGACUGCAGACGACAUGGCUGAAUUGGUCGCCUUGACUGAUGGCUUCUCCGGCUCUGAUAUCACUGCACUCGCCAAGGACGCUGCCAUGGGCCCGCUCCGGUCGUUGGGCGAAGCAUUGCUACACAUGACCAUGGAUCAAAUACGGCCAAUAGAGCUCAUUGAUUUCAAGGCCAGUCUUGGUACAAUUCGCCCGAGCGUGAGCAAGGAAGGUUUGAAAGAGUACGAGGACUGGGCUAAGCAGUUUGGUGAGCGUGGUGGUUAA
This is a messenger RNA of Pestalotiopsis fici W106-1, 2355 nucleotides long. RefSeq lists its product as uncharacterized. Gene Ontology annotation, molecular function: ATP hydrolysis activity; ATP binding. The coding region runs from base 1 to 2355 and encodes 784 amino acids. Lineage: Eukaryota; Fungi; Ascomycota; Sordariomycetes; Amphisphaeriales; Sporocadaceae. The transcript is spliced from 2 exons. The record is from RefSeq and is a predicted model, not a curated record.